CCACCCACCCACUCGCCUCCGCGCACCAUCGUCACUUUUCCUCUACCAUGAACGACCCCGGAUUAGAAGACUCGCUGCAGAGCUCGUACAAGAAAGCCGCGUUCCACGUGAAGGGCAACGCGUCGCGCUCGCGCAGCAGCGGCGCGAGCUCGGGGACCAGCGCGCGGCAGCAGGGCACCGCGGGCACACUCGGCGUCCGCGCGGCGUUCAGGGAGGAGCUGCGGGAGGACGAGGAGGAAGAGGAGGUGGGGUACUUCCAGCCCAAACGGUGGUGGUUUACGUCGACGGCGUUUCCGCUGGUUGCGGGGACUUUUGGGCCGCUGGCGAACUUCUUCUCGAUAUGCGCGCAGUGUUUCCGGUGGAGAGAGGAGUCGUCGAGCCAUGGAUUGUCCCCGACACCGACGUGGUUCAAUGCGAUGACAGGGCUGUCAUUGGCGUUCUCCCUCCUCGCUAAUAUCAUCCUUCUCGCGAACUUUUUGCACAUCCUGCGAUACUCGAUAUCCCAAUGGCUGACUAUCUCCUUCUGGUACAUCUCCGCGCUGCUGCUGAUCAUACCACUGGGGCUCAGUCGACAUGUCUUGGACGCUCCGGGAACGGACUACACGCAGUCUUUCUAUUACGCGAUCAUCGCAAGCGUGCUGUACGUGAUCCUGCCCUCGCUGCUGGCGCUCAACGCGCUGGGCGCGUACAAAUUCAAGGCAUACGCGCCGUCGUUCAACCCGCUCACGAUACCGCAGCGCACGCUGAUGGCGCAGACGCUGGCGUACGUGCUGUACAUCGCGGGCGGCGCGGCGGUGUUCGCGCGGGUCGAGGGGUGGAACUACCUCGACGGCGUGUACUGGGCCGAGUACACGCUGCUGACGAUCGGGCUCGGGUCGGACUUCCCGCCCAAGACGCACCUCGGGCGCGCGCUGCUCAUCCCGUACGCCGUCGGCGGCAUCACCGUGAUCGGGCUGAUCGUCGGGUCCAUCCGCGGCCUGAUCAUCGAGCGGGGCGGGGUCAAGCUCGUGCGCCGUACCGUCGAGGAGGAGCGCCAGAAGUGGAUCUCGCGCAUGGGCGAGCCGGAUGAGCGCUGGAAGAAGGAUGAGUGGGACGCUAUGCGGAGGAUCAAGCGCCGUGCGGAGUCCAUGCGCCGAUGGUCGGCCCUUGCGAGCUCCGCGCUGGCGUUUUUCUUCCUCUGGCUGCUCGGCGCGCUGGUGUUCUGGUUCGCAGAGAGUGCGCAAGAAUGGACUUAUUUCCAGUCGCUCUAUUUCAGCUACACAUCGCUGCUGACGAUCGGAUACGGUGACUUCUACCCACAGUCGAACGCCGGCAAGCCGUUUUUCGUCGUCUGGUCGCUCAUGGCCGUGCCCACCGUCACCAUCCUCAUUUCGAAUGUCGGGGAGAUCCUGAUCGGCCUGGUCCGGCGCGCGCUGAUGAUGGCCGUGUUCUCGACAGCAGCGGCGGGAGCGGACAAAAACAACAAGAAAAGCGACGACGAGCGCAAGAUGGGAGCUGAUCUGGAGCACCUCGGGGAAGCCGUCGAGCAAUCCGAGCGACAGCGCGGUCUGGGCGGGGGACUGGCCGCGCGCUUGUCCCGCGAAGUUGCGCGGCUGGCGCAGGAUGCGAUGAGCGGCACGGAAGCGGAGUACUCGUGGGAGGACUGGCAGGGAUGGCUUGAGCUCCUGGGAGAACGCACGGAUGCUGAAGGCCGCGGGGAAAAUGAGGAGAAGCAGGGGGAGUGGACGUGGCUGGGAGAAGAGGGGCCCCUGUUGAGUGGGAUGAGCGAGACGCAGUGGAUUCUGCAGCGCUUGUGCGAGCGCUUGCAGCAGGUGUUGGAGGAGGAGUAUGGCUCUAAGCGCUAGCCAAGAACCUUGGUUCGACUGUAUGGAUUACUAAUAGAGACAAAAUGUACACAGAGUGAGAGAUUCAAAACAAAUAGGGUGUCAUGUAGAAGAUACCAAAAUACUGUCCAGGUCGUUAGUAUAUGCGGUAUUCCAUCGUGUCGAACAUACCAUCAAGUGCGC
Messenger RNA from Mycena citricolor, 2006 nucleotides. NCBI's taxonomy places the organism in Eukaryota, Fungi, Basidiomycota, Agaricomycetes, Agaricales, Mycenaceae. The record is from the annotation of a GenBank genome assembly.